GCCAAAACCCUUUCCUUACGCGGUCCUGACUACUCUUCGGCUCUUCCCUCCCUGUUGUCACUUUUCUUUACCCCUAUGAAACUCGCCGCUCUCCUCACAAUUUGAUUUUCUCUCUCCAAAUCGAUAUUUCCCUCGUUUGGUUCCCUAGAAAGCGAGGGAAGGCAGACCCAUUCGAGCUCGCAAUUUCACAACCCUAGGCCAUUCCGGGAUUCAGAAAUAAUUUGGCUUUCUGCGUCGGCUCUAGGGUUUUAAAAGAGAUGUCUUGGGAAGAAGAGAUUGUGAUGCGGGAUGUCAUGAAUGCUGGUCUCGUUGUAAGUGACCGCAUUGGCCGAGAAGUUGCGUCGCAGCUCGAUCUCGAAUAAGCCCUAGAAGCUUCGAGAUACGCCAGCCACCCGUAUACGACUCCUCCCAGAGAGGUGGUAAAGAUUGCCUCUAUAGACAUCCUGGAUUGUUGGAAAUGGAUUGUUUACUCCCAUCUUCACGUAGUCUAAUGUUGUGUAAAUUCACUGCAGUGGCCUCCCUUGGUUGAGGUGGUGGAUACUUCGGAGCUACCUCCAGUACUGAUUGAAAGAUAUAAUGCUGCUGGUGGGGAAGGAACUGCCUUAUGUGGAAUUUUUCCCGAGAUUCCUCGGGCAUGGGCAUCGGUAGAUAAUUCUUUGUUUCUUUGGCACUUUGACAAGUGGGUAUAUCUGUCAUCACUAAAAUCCACUGGAUUUACUGAAGCGCGUAUAUAGCUCUCCUUGGGAUUGUCAUCAUGGAAAAAGGAGAAGAACACUCAUCUCCGCUAACACCAUCUAACUCAAAUCCUCCCAGCACGGACAUACCAAAAACUACUCCAAACCAUUCAAAUUACAUGCACGGUUGGCAUGGACCAGGGCCUACACGGUCAUCGACUUUUAUGCCACAUCUAGAUGGCAACCAAUAUCCAAGCAACAUUCAGAAUGUUGGUUAUCAAUUUCAAUAUGGGAUGGGACCUCCGAUUCCUCUCAUCACUACAAGCUCCACAAUGAGCUCAAGAGUUCAUAUAGAGGAUACACCCGAUUGUAGGGAACUUGAAGCGCCAUGUAUUUCUUCUAGAGUUGAUAAGGAAAGUAAAGAGGAUGGACCAGAUUCACGGGAAAUCGAGGAUGGCAGUGCUGGGACACCUAAGUGUGUCCAAAUGGAUGGUGGUGACAUGAUUGAGGAGCCAAAGUCGGGGAUGGAGUUUAAUUCUUUUGAAGAAUUAAUGACCUAUUACAAGCAAUAUGCUAAGAAAUGUGGGUUUGGAGUAAUGACAAAAAGGAGUGAGAGGGGAGAGGAUGAGACUAUUAGAUAUGUCACUCUUGCUUGUGCCCGUGGUGGGAAGGCCCGGAAUAGGACGUUGAAUGUUGUCAAACCACGUCCGACAGGAAAGACGGAAUGUAAGGCAAAAAUUAAUGCCUUAAAAGUUGAGGGAAAGAUGCAGUUGACAACAGUUUAUAAUAUCCAUAAUCAUGGCCUCAAUCCACAGAAAUCCCGCUUCUUUCGAUGUAAUAGAGAAGUGAGUGAGACCGUAAAAAGAGUCCUAGAUACAAACGACUUGGCUAGCAUCCGAAUGAAUAAGAGUUUUGGAUCUCUUGUCGUUGGCGAGGGUGGAUUCGAGAACAUCUCGUAUUUGGAAAACAAUUGUAAUUACAUUGAUAAGGCAAUACAUCUACAACUUGGGAAAGGUGGUGCUAGAGCGCUUCGAGAGUAUUUUGUUAGGAUGCAGUACAAAAAUCCCGGGUUUUUUGCAUUGAUGGAUUUAGAUGACGACGGGAAAUUAAAAAAUGUUUUUUGGGCAGACCCCCGUAGUAGGGUAGCCUAUCAAUAUUUUGGAGAUGUGGUCACAUUUGAUACCACUUACCUAACGAAUAGAUUUGUGAUGCCCUUUGUACCAUUUGUUGGUAUAAACCAUCAUGGACAAUCAAUUCUGUUGGGAGCAGGAUUGAUUUCCAGUGAGGAUACAGAGACAUUUGUGUGGUUAUUCCAGACCUGGUUGCAUUGUAUGGAUGGUAUAGCUCCGAAAGCUAUUAUCACAAAUCAGAAUAGAGCGAUAAAAAAUGCAGUUGCUAUUGUUUUUCCAAAAAGUCGACAUAGAUUUUGCUUGUGGCAUAUAAUGAAGAAAGUCCCUGAAAAGCUUGGCUCCCAUGGUUCCUACAAAAGUGGGUUGAAAAAUGAAUUGAUGAAAUGUGUAUAUGACACCCAAACUAUUGAAGAGUUUGAGAAAUGUUGGGAUGAGUUAAUCACCACGUAUAACUUGCAUGAGAAUGCCUGGUUGCAGAGUUUAUUCGCUGAGCGUGAGCAUUGGGUACCGGCAUUCUUAAAAGAGUUUUUUUGGGCUGGAAUGAAUACAACCCAGCGAAAUGAGAGCAAGAAUGCCUUUUUUGACAGUUAUGUGCAUUCUAAGACAAAUUUGAAAGAGUUUGUUGACCAGUUUGACGAGGAGUUGAAAAAGAAAAUUGAGAAUGAAAAUAGCGCGAACUUCCACUCAUUCAACUCCACAAUUCCCUGCAUAUCUAGAUCUCCAAUUGAAAAGAGAUUUCAAGAUUUGUACACAAAUGCAAAAUUCAGGGAAGUUCAGCAGCAAAUUACCGGCAUCAUUGAUAUGGAUCCAGUUUUACUUAAGAGGGAUGGUGGAAUAAAGACAUAUCUAGUAGAGGAUGAAAUUUGUGUGGAAGAGUUUACCAAGCUGGUUACACAUUCUGUGGACUUUAGUGAGGAAGAUGCAACUACAAAGUGUUCGUGUGGGUUAUUUCAGAUGAGGGGGAUUCUGUGUAGGCACAUUUUGGCCGUAUUCAAGUGUAACGGGAUAAAAUCAUUGCCAAAUAAGUAUAUUUUAGAUCGAUGGCGAAAGGACAUCAAAAGGAGAUAUAUGUUAAUCCACAGCAGCUAUGAUGCAGGGGAUCAGCGGGCAGAUGCGAACAGAUAUUCAAGUCUAUUGAAUAUCUGCUAUCAAAUGAUUACUUAUGCAGCGGGUUCAAAAGAGCAUACUGAGGAUGCAAUUAAUAAGUUAUAUGCAAUGAUUGAAUUAUAUCGUGACAACCAAGAACCCCCAUCGAUGAUCUUAACGGGUUCCAAUGUUGGUUGUACGACAAAGGAUACAACUAUAGUUGGUAGUUCAAAACAAGUACCCAGUUCACAAGUUGUUAGAGGGAAAGACAGACUUCCAUCUCUGAGGAGAGCAUCUAGGAUAGAGAAAGACAUGCGGAAAGUUAAAGUGAAGACGAAGAAAAUGCCAGUUAAGGGGAAACGUAAAGAGCGAGAUGGACGAGAUACACCAGUCAUGGAUACUUGCAGAAAUUUAUUUGGCCCUUUAGAGAUAGAUAUGUCCAAUGUUGGUGGCGUGCAGUCUAUUCCAGAGAGCUCAGCUUUUGACAUUAAUGGAACCCAGCUUCGAGAAACAGUGAUUGCAAGUCAAGAAAAUAUGCAAUUUGGAUUGAAUGGAUCACAACCAAUGCAACUUGACUUGGAUGGAUCACAAUCGGCACAAUGAGAUGGUUUAAUUUUAAUAUUCCAAAAACUUAAGUAUUGAAUAUAAUUCAUGGACACACGACACAGCACAUUUUUGUGUAUUAUGUAUUGGAACCAAUGGCUGGAUUAUAUUGGACAAUUAUUUGUAUUUUGGGAUGGAUAGCUUUUUAUUUGUAGUUAUUUUUGGAUGGUAUGAGACUUUUUAUAUGGAAAUAUGAUGUUGGCUCCAGGUGUUUUAUCUCAA
Carya illinoinensis is the source of this 3715-nucleotide messenger RNA. Its product is annotated as protein FAR1-RELATED SEQUENCE 5-like. Gene Ontology annotation, molecular function: zinc ion binding. The transcript is spliced from 8 exons. NCBI's taxonomy places the organism in Eukaryota, Viridiplantae, Streptophyta, Magnoliopsida, Fagales, Juglandaceae. The record is from RefSeq and is a predicted model, not a curated record. The coding region runs from base 755 to 3493 and encodes 912 amino acids.